AUGACUUACAAGCGGCUGAUGCUCCUACAUAAGAAAAGAAAAAACAAACAAAUGAAGACUGAAAUCGAGAUAAGAAACGUACCCGAUACAGAGAUCAACCAAGAGCAAAAAAACAAAGAAGAAGAGAAAAGAUUGAAGUCGGCGCUUGAAGGUGAGGAAGAAGGAAGCGAUUGUUUCGUUUUUUUUGGAUCAUACGACGUCAGUUAUUCAAACGGGCUUAUAAAUAUUUCUAUGGGCCGGGUUUCUUAUCGAUUUGUAAUUUACAAAACUAAAUUUAUUCCGGUGAUGAACGAGGAUUUUCUGACGAAAGUGACUUGGGGACUUGGGGUUGUCCAAGCCCUUGAAUCGUAUGUUGGUCUUUGGCUUCUUUGUUCAAGUCAUCAGCUCGUCACUAGGUCGCCAGCUCGUCACCAAGUAAUCAGUUCGUUGCCAAGGCAUUCAGCCCGUUCUCCAGCCGUCCAGCUCGUAGUGAGUCGACUUUAGUUGAAGCUCGUGAUCUCGUGAUUGAUUCUUCACCUUCCCUAAACAUUCCACUCGUACUUGUUUGAUUUGUGUAUCAACAUUGCCCAUGCCUUCGCCCAUUCCUUCUCACUACGUCUAACUCUAUUUUAUGUGAAAGCAACAAAGUUCAAGCUCCUUCCUUUGCUCAUUUGAAAACCACCAAAACACCCAAACCCAUCACGGAAACAUUUG
Molecule: messenger RNA, 693 nt
Organism: Arabidopsis thaliana (thale cress)
Lineage: Eukaryota; Viridiplantae; Streptophyta; Magnoliopsida; Brassicales; Brassicaceae
Exons: 3
Coding region: 1-483 (160 amino acids)
Source: RefSeq, marked reviewed